Molecule: messenger RNA, 3372 nt
Organism: Grus americana (Whooping crane)
Lineage: Eukaryota; Metazoa; Chordata; Aves; Gruiformes; Gruidae
Gene: ING5
Product: inhibitor of growth family member 5
Exons: 8
Coding region: 88-810 (240 amino acids)
Biological process (GO): positive regulation of apoptotic signaling pathway; positive regulation of DNA-templated transcription
Cellular component (GO): nucleus
Molecular function (GO): chromatin binding
Source: RefSeq, a predicted model, not a curated record
AUGCGAUGAGGCGGCGGCCGCGGCCCUUGUCAUGCGAGCCCGGCAGGCGGCGGGAAGCGGCGGCGGCGGCGGGGCGCGGGCCGCAAGAUGGCGACCGCCAUGUACCUGGAGCACUACCUGGACAGUAUCGAAAACCUGCCGUGUGAGCUGCAGAGGAACUUCCAGCUGAUGCGGGAGCUGGAUCAGAGAACGGAAGAUAAGAAAGCGGAAAUUGACGGUCUUGCGGCAGAAUACAUUGAAUCGGUGAAGAACAUGUUGCCCGAGGAGCGAGUGGAACACCUGAAGAAAAUCCAGAGUGCCUACAGCAAAUGUAAAGAGUACAGCGAUGAUAAAGUCCAGCUGGCCAUGCAGACGUACGAGAUGGUGGAUAAGCAUAUCCGCCGGCUGGAUGCAGACUUGGCACGGUUUGAAGCAGAUCUGAAAGAUAAACUGGAAGGCAGUGACUUUGAAAACCCUGGAUCUCGAAGCCUGAAAAAGGGACGGAGUCAGAAAGACAAAAGAGGCUCUCGCGGUCGAGGCCGGCGAGCAUCUGAAGAAGAUACACCAAAGAAAAAGAAGCUCAAAGGAGGAUCGGAGUUUGCUGACACCAUCCUGUCGGUGCACCCCUCGGAUGUCCUAGACAUGCCAGUGGACCCCAACGAACCUACCUACUGCUUGUGUCACCAGGUGUCCUACGGAGAAAUGAUUGGCUGCGACAACCCAGAUUGCCCAAUUGAAUGGUUCCACUUUGCCUGUGUGGACCUCACCACCAAACCAAAAGGGAAAUGGUUUUGUCCACGUUGUGUUCAGGAAAGAAAGAAAAAGAAGUAAGGAACAGAGGGGAAUACAUCCUCUGAGGCAAGAAGAUUUUAAUAUAUUCCUUCCUUCGUGUUGCAAUAUUAUCUUUGAUUUUUUUUUUUUUUAAACUACCCUCCUUUUUCUGGUAUGAUAUUUAAUUGUCCGGUGGCCAGUUGUAAUUCCUGUUCUUUCGUAACAAAAUGACUUUGGGAGGGAGGGAAUUUGCCACAGGGUUUUUAUUUAUGUUACACUUGCACAGCACUGAAAUCGCUGUCACUCGGAAGUGCUAGGGCAGCCAGUAGCUGUGGUCUCUGCUCGUUUAUGGGAGUCUGAAACCACGAAAGGCAUUGCAGGAGAAUGAAAUACUUGCGUCUUCAGCACGGUGCCUCGCCGUCAUCGAGAUAGUUUAGGCCUGGAGCUUGUGGUGGUAGAGAAGGAGGAAUUUUCUCUGAUGUAGCCUGCGGAAAGAAGUAGGCUCCGCUGCUUAGGGUGAAGUCCGUUCGUUGUGCAGCUUUGUGGGACAGAAAGGAGCAGGAAAGCUGGUUAGCUGUUUCCAGUGUCCUUCUCCUCAAAGUACUGCGCUUAGUUUUGACAGGGCAGGGAUGGGGGAGAGGUAAGAUCAAAUCAUCUCCUUUGGGGAAUUUCUUCUGGCUACCUUUGCACUGCCAUUAUUUUACUUGAUCUUGCCCCCAUUCACGUGAACCUUGACGGAAGCGAACUGUUAGACUUUUCACCUUCUUCUAGAAAAGGUUUGGCUUUUGGGGAGAAAAAUCUUUAAAUAGCAAAGGAAUUGUCCUGCAGUGUUUCUUAGUAAUAUCGAGAGAGAGCGUUACCUUUUCUGGCUGUUUCAUUUCUCUGAAGAUCCUUUAAGUACGUUACUGUGAAGACAGAGAUGGAAGGUCAGAUUUAUUCAUGAAAUAAGAUGAAGGCCUGAUUUUUUUUUUUUUGCUUGUCUCUGCCUGUGGGGCAUGUGUGCAUCCCCUUGAUGGGGGGCUGGAGUAGCAUUUGCUGUGCAGCACUGCUGUUGAAGAAGGCCAUUCAGCAGGAAUGUUUUCUAAUGACUUCUUGUCUCCCUCUUAAUGAGGGCACAUUUGCAUGUUCUUGACUUCCCUAAGCUGCCUUUCAGAUUAUGAAUGUGAAUCCUUGCUGUCACAGCAGGAAGGAAGAGAAGGAAAUCAGGAGUAGGAAAACAAAAGUCUUCCUGGGGUUUUUUUUUUUCUCCCUCUGAGUUAUAGUGGAUGCAGAAGUUGAGGGAAGAGCAGAGAUAACUCUUGUCUUCAUCUAUAUCUUGUAUUAUGGGGCUUACCCGCCUAUGAUAAAAGGUGGUGUGGGGAGAGGUGGUUCUGCCGGCGGAGGGAAAAAAAGCAAGCCCCACACCAGCCCCCCCAGCAGCAGAAGGCACCGGGGUUUGUGAACUUGGCUGGCUCUGGUCCCUGAGGGUGUCACGGCUGCUCUGUGCGGGGCUGUGUGCUACUUCCCGUACCAGUGUGCUGGAGCUCUUGGUGCAGGCUGCUGGAAAGGCAGUAAGAAACUUCCAGAUAAGCUUGUGUUCUGAUGUAAAAACAAUCUGAAUAAACAGUACAGAGGGGGGGAAAAAAAAACCCAAACCCCAAACCACUUCUGUUGAUUUUGGCACCUGUUUCAAAAGAAAAAAGGUCUUUUUUUCCCUGUUACGCUGACCCUCUUACUUGUGUUUUGCAACGAAAGAAAGUAGAACACAGCUCUUGCCAAUUUUCCUUCCCCGCUUUGUUCCGUUGAGCUUUAUAGAUGCUGCAGGUAUGUCAAGACUGACAUAAAGACACCUCUUGAUACCGAGACAGCUUUUCUAUGAACAUUUUGAUUUAUUGCAUCCACUGUGGGGGGGGAAAAUACCCCAAACCCCUGUUUCUAGGGUCCUUUCAUUUAAAGUGCGAUGCCGUUGCCUCUGUCUUUGCUACGUUGCGUCACUCCGCGGGUGGUAUAUGAAGUUUCCAUAGUUAUGUUUACAAGAUGAUGCGCAUUUGUCAUUGCUGUCGUAAUAGCACCGGGAAAGCAGGCGGACAAAUGAAAAGCAGGUUACUGGAGGGAAGGGGGAGGAAAAGCACACUCACAGAAACCUGAAAUACAGCCAGCCCUCUUUUUCUUUCUGCCUCUUUUUUGAGAGGAAUUUAUUUGUGAUACCUCAUGAGCCAGCCUUAAUUCAGUAGCCAGUGAGCAAGACCUGUACCUCAUUGACCUGCCACACUGGAUUAACGUAGGAGCGUAACUGCGUCCCGAAAACUAAUGUUGAUGCCGUGUCAGGUUUUAUUUUCCCCUUCCGUCCAGUGGUAUUGUAUACAACUUUUUUUUUUCCCCCCUUCCCCCCCCCCAGGGCUUUAUAAUAGUGGUAUCACCAUAGAUUAAGUGUUUGAUAUGAAACAAUCUCACGAUUCCGCCGCACCUCUCCGGAGGUCUUGCUGGAAGCAUGUCCUCACGGAAGCUCGCGGCUAGGCGCGGAGCUGACCACCCUCAGCUCGGAAAACUCAGUCAGGCAGGACGGCCGCAUGCGUUUCGUUAGCUCCCGGGGCGGGGAAGAGCAGACCUUUUCCUUUUUAACCAGCAAAACAAACAGAAAAA